AUGAGUUUCAAGAGAAAAGAGGAAAAUCCGGAUCUCCAAGCUUUCCUGGAGCAACACCAUCUGAGGGACCGGCUUAAUCCUCGAGACUCAUUUUUCGGAGGACGGACCAAUGCCCUCAAAUUGUUCCACGAGGGAGACGCUAAAUAUGUGGAUUUCACAUCCCUCUAUCCAUGGGUGAACAAAUAUUGCGUCUACCCUGUAGGACAUCCAACAAUCAUUACGGAAAGCUUUGGGGAUAUAGAAAAUUACUUUGGACUUAUCCAGUGCCGUGUGAUUCCUCCUCGGAACCUCUAUCUCCCGGUACUGCCCUAUCGGUGUAGGAAGAAGCUCAUGUUCCCCCUGUGUCGGACUUGUGCCUUUCUACAGUCUCAGUCUUCCUGUACCCACACAGACGAUGAAAGAGCUCUUGUCGGAACGUGGGUAUCGGAAGAAGUCAAGCUGGCGAUAAAGAAAGGUUACCGCGUCACACAUAUUUACGAAGUCUAUCAUUUCAAAGAAUCGUCUACUUCCCUGUUUCGUUCCUACAUUGAUCUCUUUCUGAAGAUCAAACAGGAAAGUAGCGGUUGGCCUUCGGAGUGUGUGACGCCUGAAGACAAAUUAAAGUAUAUUCGCCAGUAUGAAGAAAGAGAGGGCGUCAAGUUGGACGCUGGAAAGAUUUCCAAGAACCCUGGGCGUCGACAAGUUGCCAAGUUGGCCCUGAACAGUUUCUGGGGCAGAUGGGGCAUGAACGUCAACAAAGCCCAACUGACCUACGUACAUACGGUGCCAGACUUUAAUAAGAUGUUGGCGGAUCCUACUAAAAAAAUCAAGGAUGUCUUUCUUUCUUCCCACGCCUGA
This is a messenger RNA of Stegodyphus dumicola, 837 nucleotides long. RefSeq lists its product as uncharacterized. The record is from RefSeq and is a predicted model, not a curated record. Gene Ontology annotation, molecular function: nucleotide binding; DNA binding; DNA-directed DNA polymerase activity. Lineage: Eukaryota; Metazoa; Arthropoda; Arachnida; Araneae; Eresidae. Gene Ontology annotation, biological process: DNA replication.